Molecule: messenger RNA, 5655 nt
Organism: Bombus terrestris (buff-tailed bumblebee)
Lineage: Eukaryota; Metazoa; Arthropoda; Insecta; Hymenoptera; Apidae
Product: protein tramtrack, beta isoform
Exons: 2
Coding region: 1-1518 (505 amino acids)
Biological process (GO): regulation of transcription by RNA polymerase II
Cellular component (GO): nucleus
Molecular function (GO): protein binding; DNA binding
Source: RefSeq, a predicted model, not a curated record
AUGGCGAGUACCUCGCAGCAGUACUGUUUGCGUUGGAACAAUCACCGCUCUAAUUUACUGACAGUGUUCGAUGAGUUGCUGCAAAAUGAGGCAUUCACUGACGUGACUUUGGCAGUUGACGGAGGCGCGUCUGUCAAAUGCCACAAGAUGGUCCUAGCAGCAUGUUCCUCCUACUUCCAAACUCUGUUCAUUGACCUACCAUGCAAGCAUCCUAUAGUCGUAUUGAAAGACGUGAAGUAUUCUGAGAUCAAAGCCAUCCUGGAGUAUAUGUACCGAGGCGAAGUAAACGUGGCUCAAGAGCAAUUGGCUGGGUUAUUAAAAGUCGCGGAAGUACUAAAAGUGAAGGGGUUGGUUGAAGAAAAUGGCUCCCAAGGUCGUCGGGAAGAGGUUGAAACAUCUAUGUCACCUCCUCCAGCCAUAAGCACCAGUACAACCAGCAGCGCAGCUCACAGUAGUGAUCAUACGUCUCCUCCACAUUCCACGGGCACUACUUACGAUAUUUAUGGCAAAUCACCAGCUGAUAGAAGUAGCCGUUUACCGCUGCCAAUGUGGCCUCUAUCAGGGAUUCCUAUCACUCAUUCCAGCUCCAGUCACCAGACGGCGGCACAUCAACAUUCUGCCAUGUUAAGCGGAUCAUCAUCUAUUUUAACCGGUUUUGAGACUUCUCCAUUGAAACGCAGGAAAGUUUCAAAUAUGUUAAUGAACAGAGACACGCCGAUUCUCAGAACGGUGCUGGGUCAAGGUCACGCGGAUAGUUCCCAAGGGAUUCCUCUCUUGCAUCCGGAUAGCCACGAAAAUCAGUUCAGAAGCAACAGUAAUGGCUCCUCGAAUGAGAAUGACAGACGCAGUAGUACGGAUGUAGUUCAUGGGGAUCCUGCACAUAGUCCUUAUACUGAUGUGUCUAUAAUGGAUGAAGACGAUAAGCAAGCAUCGCCACAGUCAUAUAUUCCAGACAUUAAACCAGGAAUGGUUAACUACGUACCAGCGCAAAAGCCAGAAUGGAAACGGUACAAGCAAUACACGAGGGACGACAUAAUGUCUGCGAUCGAGGCAGUACGUUCGGGAAUGAGUGCCCUCCAAGCGGCACGUAAGUACGGAGUACCCUCUCGAACUCUUUACGAUAAGGUAAAAAAACUAGGAAUCACGACAUCACGACCAUUUAAGCGUGGCUCGAAUGGUAGUGGCGCUUGUUUUCCUUAUGGAAUCGGUGGUAACGCAAAUGGCAACAUCUACAGCGGUGCCCUCUCGGAAAACGAGAACGAGAGUGGCAGUGUGAUCGAGAGUCCUGGAUCUAUCCUCGAUGCAUAUAAGUCGAGAGACGGUCUUGUAGACCGGGAGAUGUUGGACGUCAGUCGUACCUCUAGCCCAAUAGUGCAUUCCGUGAAACAGCAGAACAACGAAGAUCAGGUCGAAGAUCUCUCUGUAAGUCGUAAGUCGGAUGUUCGUGUAAUAGUUCCACCAACCUCAGUAAUCAAGGACGAGGAAGAUAUUGGCUCUGAUUCGUGUAGUCACAAUUAAACUAGGUUUACUAUCUUACCUCUCAAGAUUACCGAACUACACCUCUGAUAAAUACUAAACGUACUAUUACUCAGUCCGUUAUCACAUGAAAACUGUUCGAAAAGUUUCUAGAUAAUUUAAGGUUAUUGGAUAUUAGAAGAAAUUAUACGCAAGUAUCCGUGGUGUCCCGUGAAACGAAAAUACGUUCUAGCUUCGUAAUAUAACGAAUUUAAGAAAUUACUCUAUAUUUGACAGUGAUCUGGUUGUUUAUUUCACGGGAGAUCAUAACCCUAGAGACAAUCACAGACUUGUGUUUGCCUCAGAGAGAGAGCAACAAGGCAAUAUAAAUGGAUUAAAAGACGCAACCAAACAGAAGCCAAUUAAGUAAAUCAGCGUUUAACAAAUGACUCAGGGAUCAAUAAUAGAGUGUCGUCGCAACAGUAAGUCAUAAAACAUACGUAUAUACAUAAGGAAUCUGGUAUAUGAGAUCCUUCUCAGAUUACCUUGCACAAGACUGAUUCAUGUGUUAUGAGUUCAAGAGACUGAAGUAUAAUCAACAAUUGUGUUCCGAAGUUGUUAAAGCCUAAUGCUAAUAAGGGAUAUAGUGCCUUCUCAUAUUGAUGUAUUUUAACAAUUUAAAAGAAAGUAUCAGUAGUUCAUUAAAAGUUGUUAGUGAAAAGGAAGAAAAACAUUGCAAAUGUUCUUACUUGAAUAUUUUAUGAAAUUGACCACAUUUAUAUAUACAUAUAUAUAUAUGUAUGUUUUUGUUUUUUUAGCGUAAUUUAAUUUGUGAAGUCAUGAAGAAAUGUGUUUUAAGCAGAUCUUCAAGAUUUUACAAAUUAAUUUCGAAUCGCAUUAAGCUUUAAACACUUUUGAACUAGUGAAUAUAUAUAUUUGUUUUUUUUUAAUUCAGUGUAAUCAUUGUGAUUCGAUAUUCUCAUUUUUUUCUCAUCUAGCAAUCUAAAUAGUAGUAGUAUUUUUUAAUCUUCAUUGAUUUUUAUAGAAUAUAAAUGCCGCGUGAAAGAAAAAGGUGAAGAGAGUGUAUAUUGUUUUAAUGAUUUUGUUUUUAAUUCUUUUUUUUCUUUUAAGAGAGAUUUUCUAUCUUUGGCAUCAAAUGCUGUCACUAUGACAUAGAUUAUAUAUACAAACUAUAUAUUAUAUACAUGUAUACAUACAUAUAUAUAUAUGUGUGUGUAUGUAUAUAUAUAUAUAUAUAUAUAUGUAUUUUGAAAAAGCAGAAAGAAGGAAAAAAAAGGGAUAGAGUUAUACUUUGAAUAAUUUCAUGUUAUUGACUGAUGAUAUCGCUGUUAAUUUGUUGCUAAUUAUAAGAAUGCAUUAGCGUUACUGAUCAAUGGCCCUGGGAUACAGCUGCAAUAUUGCUCAAUAUUAAUGCAUAAUAACAUACGAACGAAUUACCUCUAAAUAUUAAUGCAUAAUAUCAUGGAUUAAUACUACCUCGAAAUAUUAAUACAUAAUUGCAAGGAACGAACUACCUCAUUGUACAACAAACAAUAGUGUUCAUUAUUAACGUUAAGACUGAUAGAGCCGAAUUGACAUUAUUAUAUAUAUUAUCUGCUAUAUUAUAUUAUAUUACCUACGUAUAGAUAGUGAAGUAAUAAAUUUAAAACAUACGUUACGACUCACAUGUUCUUUUUGAAAAUAGAUUCAAGCACUUUUUAUUUUUCAGUUAUAAUUCUUUUCACUGAAACAUGUUACAGAAAUACAAAAUGCAGAGUGAAAAAUUUAAAAAGUAUUCAUUUCUUUGUUAAUAAUAUUAAUAUAGAAUGAAAAACAGAAUUUGAUAGAAUAAUCAUUCUGAGUGAACAUGGAGAAAAAUACAAACGAAAGGCAAUGUAUUUUCAAAGAGAAUAUCGUACUUCAUAGAAAAAAGUUAAAUGAAUGAGUAACAUCCAGUGUGUGACGAAUAAUAUAUUUAAUAAUUAUUUCAAAUUAACAAAUAUCAAUUGCAUAAUAAUUUCAAUAGCUUUGUUUAAAAAUUUAUAGCGCAAACGACCAUUUGAAAUUUUUCUGUCCUCCCGCACUGGGUUGUUAUAGAUUACUUUUUUCGCGGGAGAACAACUUUGCGCAGUUGGUAGUAGGGUGUGCUGUUUGGAGAAUUAUUUAACCGCUUAAUUUACGGUUUACGUUCGAGAAUUUUGGGCCGAAAAUGUAAACAAGCUCGCGCAGCCUUCGAGCCAUUCGCACGACUUGUGUAAUACGUACUACGGGUUAUGCCUAUAAUAUUUACGUUUACCCCGAUCAUCGUACUACGGGCUGUGCCCGUAGUAGUAGAUUAAGGGGUUAAUAGUGGUGACGAAUAACACGAAGUUGUAAUUUCACCUCAAUAUUUUGCUUUCUAUUUUUACAUAUCUAUUUUACAUAUUUUAUAGCAUUUUAUUAUUAUAACAAUAUAAUUGUAGAAUAAUGAAAAAUUGAACACAAUCAAGUGUCUCAAAGCACUCGAGUGUCAGACGAAAUGACAAUUUCUUGUUACUAUUACAUAUAAUAAAAUUAUCACACUGUACCUGUACGCUGAUCGCGAUGCGAUUAUAAAAUAGAGAAAUAAUGUUUAUACAGAAUGUUUUAGGAAUCAUGGCACAAUGAUAAUAAGGCGGCGAUUUUAAUAUAGAAAAUAAAUCGAAAAUGUAGAAUGAAAUUUAUUGUGGUCUUAAGUGGAUAGACUGCGGAUUUUUAUGCAUUUAUGAGAAAUUUGGUGGCACAAAAAUACACAAAAUGCAUACAAUAUACAGAAAUAUACCUUUGGUGGGCUGGUAAGAGAAUAUAAAUUAGAAUUAUUAGUUUUCCAGAGAAGCACUUAUAAUAUUUGAAGUGCAAUAUAAGACCAAGUGUUAGAUUUUGGAUAUACUAUUAGAAUGAUAAGCAAAUGACAGUAAUGUCAAUUAUAUUAGCAUAAAAUAUCUAAAAUAGAAUAUUUAUUCUAAUAUUUAGCAGAUGAAACAAAUUCCUAUUUAAUCUCUAUUUCUACAUUAUGUUCGUAAAAAUACAAAGAUGCAUAAAAACCAAUAAUCUAUAAACGGAGAAACUUUAUUCUACACUUCUAACUUAUUUCAUGUAGAAUAAAUGUCAACUGUUUACUCGUAACCAGCCGGUAAUUAGCCAAGUUCACAUAAUCGAAUUUUUAAGUUUGAUUUUAUUGAAAACAAAGUGCUGUGUGAAAAAAUUUCAUUCCAUAUUCUCGAAUUUAUUGACGCACGUAGUGUCCCUUCCUGUACCAUGAUUAUUAGAACACCUUGUAUAAAAAAAUGACUGAUUUCAAUAUAGACAAAUAUUGAGGCCAUAUUGUAGCGAUAGAAAGAAAUAUUAAAAUUGAGAAAGAUAGAAAUAUAUAACAAUGCUGAAAUAGAUAUGCAUAUAACAUGCCUAACCAGACAAAAAAUAGUUCAACCGAAAUAAAUAUUUAGACUGAGAUAUAUUUAAGACUAUACAAUGUGUUCAAAAUAAAGAGAGAAAGUAUAUAGUUGUAAAUUAAAAGUGCAAGGUGCUCAAGAACAUAUCAAUGAAUUUCAAAAUUCGCGCUCGGAGAUGUCGUUAAUAAUUUCUGCACAGAAUAAUGAACUUAUUGAAGAAAAAAAGAUAGAAAACAACAAAUUGAAGCUUAUUUAAUAAUAAUUAAUGUAUAGAAAAUUGUGAAAUCAUUCGAAUGGUCUAAAUCAAAAUUAUAAAAAUGAUUUAGUAUAAAAUGUUAUGGGUUUUCUUACCUAUAUGAUAUAAAUUUUAAAUGGUUUAUAAAUGCAAUUUUAGAUGCCUUACGAAAUUAAAAUAAAGAAUUUUAAUUACAAUAAACGUCACGUUGAGAUUGUACAUAAUCAUAAAAAAAUUUGUGGGAUAGAAUGUUGUCUUUUUAUCAUAGUAAUUUUAUCGUGGAAAUUUAACAUCGUAUUAUUUUUUAAGACUGACUUUUCUCCUAUAAGAUAAUGUAUACUUAUGUACACAUACACAUACAUACAUAUAUACACGUAUACAUGAAAAUGCACUUUUGAUUAAUUGUAAGUUUCUAAUGUUUGACACUUUCCACCCCGUAACACGGACUUUCCUAUUUCCAUUAUGUGGAUGUAUGUUACUAGAAUUGUACAAGUUUGUUAUAAAAUAUAUUACUCUGAGAAACUCCUGAGAAAAUGGUUUUUCUUUGUAUAUUAA